AUGAGUACUUCAUUAAUGAAUAAUAGAAUUGUUUUGACUGAUGAAGAAUUGGUUGAUGCUUUCAAGUUGUUAGAUGUUGACCAAGAUGGAGAAUUAUCAAGACAUGAGAUGUGUGUCCUCCUUCGUACUAUUAAUAUUGAACCAACAAAAAAUGAACUUGAUUUUAUUUUUGAGGAAAUUGAUAUUGAGGAACGUGGAAAGAUUACACUUGAUGAGUUUGUUAAUUAUAUGAAAAAUCCAUUUAGAGCUCUCUUCACCAAAGAUCAAAUUGAAGAAAUUUUUAAAGAUGUUGUUGAAAGCGAAGGUGGAAUAACAUUAGAUAGUGUAAAAGAAGUUGUCAAAGAUUAUUUAGAUGAUGGAUCUAUGAUAAUGCUUGAGAAACUUUUUGCUAAAGCUGAUGUCCAUGAUGAUGGAGUGAUUUCUGUUGCUGAAUUUUUAAAACUAAUGAAAAAAAUGAAAAGGCUUCAUAUAAUUAAAAUACAUGUAGAUUGUAUAAAAAAAAAAAGACAUUCAAAUAUAUUACAAUGCCUGGUGAAGAGAUAA
This is a messenger RNA of Strongyloides ratti, 543 nucleotides long. RefSeq names its product EF-hand domain and EF-hand domain pair-containing protein. The record is from RefSeq and is a predicted model, not a curated record. Gene Ontology annotation, molecular function: calcium ion binding. Bases 1 to 543 code for a protein of 180 amino acids. The transcript has 4 exons. Lineage: Eukaryota; Metazoa; Nematoda; Chromadorea; Rhabditida; Strongyloididae.